This is a messenger RNA of Tarenaya hassleriana, 1713 nucleotides long. Its product is annotated as protein ELC-like. The record is from RefSeq and is a predicted model, not a curated record. Gene Ontology annotation, molecular function: ubiquitin binding. Gene Ontology annotation, cellular component: ESCRT I complex. Lineage: Eukaryota; Viridiplantae; Streptophyta; Magnoliopsida; Brassicales; Cleomaceae. The transcript has a single exon. Gene Ontology annotation, biological process: protein modification process; endosome to lysosome transport; protein transport. Bases 143 to 1390 code for a protein of 415 amino acids.
AAGAAGAAGAACAGAUCUCCGAAGGAAUUCACAGACGGACGCGUAAACCUCCCAUUCUACGAAAUUCCUCUUCUUCUUCUUCAUUAUCGUCGUCUUCGCCUUCUUCUUCGUCUUCACCUCCGAUUGGAAUCCGCCGCCGCCGAUGGUUCCGCCGCCGUCAAAUCCACCGAAUCCGCAGCAGAUUCAGCAAUUCCUCUCCUCCGUGCUCUCUCAACGAGGCCCUUCGGCUUUACCUUACGCCGAAAGCACCAAAUGGUUGAUACGACAACACCUCCUCAACCUCGUAUCAUCAUACCCUUCCCUCGAACCGAAGACUGCGACGUUUACCCACAACGAUGGCCGCUCCGUCAACCUCCUCCAAGCUGACGGCACAGUGCCGAUGCCAUUUCAGGGCGUUACCUACAACAUCCCCGUCGUCAUCUGGCUCCUCGAGUCCUACCCUCGCCACCCUCCUUGCGUCUACGUGAAUCCCACGCGCGACAUGAUCAUUAAGCGCCCUCACUCUCACGUUACGCCCUCUGGGCUCGCUUCUGUUCCCUAUUUGCAGAACUGGGUUUACCCUAGUUCGAAUCUCGUCGAUCUAGUCUCCGAGCUGAGCGCCGUUUUCGCCCGUGACCCGCCGCUUUACUCCCAGCGCCGCCCACAGCCUCCGUCGUCUCCUUCGCCGGCGUAUUCGUCGUCUUCGAUCGGAUCUGGUUAUGGAUCGUCGUCGGCGACGCCUCACACGCGGCCUCCGGUGGAUCAGCCGCCGUUGAGGCCGUUCCCGCCGUCUCCGUAUGGUGGAGGAGGGAGGGUGCAGCACCUCCAUCAUCAGCAUCAUCCGCCGUCGCAGCAGCAGACGGAUGAUGCGGCUGAGGUUUACAAGAAGAACGCGAUCAAUAAGAUCGUGGAGAUGGUUCACGGUGAUCUCGCGGCGAUGAGGAGGGCGAAGGAGGGCGAAGCGGAGGGGCUUCUGAGCUUGCAGGCAUCUCUGAAGAGGAGAGAGGAGGAGAUCAACAAGGGUUUUAAGGAGAUGAUCGACGAGAAAGAGGGCUUAGAGCAGCAAUUGCAGGUUAUCUCUAUGAACACAGAUAUUCUAGAUUCGUGGGUUAGGGAGAACGAAGGGAAGACAAAGAAUUUAGGGGAUUUGGAUGUGGAUAAUGCCUUUGAAUGCGUAGACACAUUGUCCAAACAGAUGUUAGAGUGUACUGCUUUGGACUUAGCCAUUGAAGAUACUGUCUAUUCCUUGGAUAAGGCGCUGCAAGAUGGGGCAGUGCCAUUUGAUCAGUACUUGAGGAACGUGAGAUUGUUGUCGAGGGAGCAGUUCUUCCACCGUGCCACUGCUGCCAAAGUUAGGGCAGCUCAGAUGGAGGUUCAGGUUGCUUCUAUAGCAGCUAGAUUGCAUUCUUGAGAUUCGGUUCGCAUCUUUCAGGAAAUUAUCUCUGGUUACAUUUCGAUUGAUUGAUCUUUAUGUUUAUUUCAUGAUCAUACACAUAGCUUGCACAAUGCUGCACAUAGAGGAAAUUCGAGUUUGAUCAAGUCCCGAACUUUAGUUUCGGUUGAUGACAGGACAGGAGGGUGAUUUCAAUUUUCAACCCUUGUUUGUUUUUUGUUUUUGCAUUUGUGAUGAGCAUUAAACCUUAUGGAUCUAUUGAUACGAGUGUAAAGGUUUGCAUUUGCGUUUGAACCCGAGACAGUUUCAUGUAUAGAGAAACAGCUGAUUCAUUUGUGAAA